AUGAUUUUUCUUGAUUUGGAUGAUAGGAAAACUACAAUUAUAGAACAAGAGCGUCAAAAUCUACACGAGUCGCUUUUACCAAAUUAUCAAAAACGUGACGAUGAUAUACCAAAAACGACAAAUAUAGGAUGGCUAAAAAAUUAUUUUCAAGAAGAUGAUGAUAAAGAUUAUUUCCCUUCCAAUUCAAAGUAUGAAAAGUUCAUGACAUUUUCUCCUCAUGGGAACCUUUUUCAACAAAGAGAAGAGUUAGAAAAUGCGGUUUUCUUGGCCUAUUUUCUAAAUAGAACUCUAGUAAUUCCUCCUAUUAUAUUGGGAUUAAAUAUUGAAUUCAUCAAUCCCCAAGAAUUACGUCAAAAGUUAAAUACACUUCGCGCAGAUAAACUCGAGUCAGAAUGCUCGAUUAAAGAAGUUACAAAACCUGAACGAAAAGAAACGAAAUAUGAAAUCGAUCUGAAUUGUUUGAAUGAAUUUGAUUCUUACUCUUUAUUACGUUGGGAUUCCUUAUUUAACUUGGAUUUUAUUAAACAGAAUAUUCACAUAUUACACAGAAGAGAUUUUGAUCAGGUUAAACUUGAAAAAAUGUUAAACGUUACGAAUUCAAAGCUAAAUGUCUGUGAAUUUAAGAUAUCAUCAUUGAAUUCUAUUCAUUCACAUAAAGAGAAACUGCUAUCCUUUGAUUGCUUAUCAGGAAAAGGGUUAAUUGAUAAAGAUUCACCCCAAGAUCAAUUAUAUUGGGACAUGAUAGAUAAUUCUCUCACAUUGAACAAUCCUGUUGUAUUAGAUGUCUCCAAAAAGAUCGUUCAAAAAUUAGGAGGGAAAGGAAAUUAUGUUGGUGUACACGCGAGAUUUCUUUCUACAUCAAAUUCCAAAAAAUUUAUACAAAAAUCUUUUACAAGGUUAACGUUGGCCUUAAAGAAUUACUUCAACGACAUUCCUCAAGAUUUAAAGGGAACAUCAAACGAUUUAUGUAAAUUGGAUUUUAUUCCAUCAUCACGCGUCAUUUAUUUAGCCACAGAUUUAAGCAGAAAUGAUGCAAUCCUAUCAUCAUUCUUAUCAAAGUUUCCGUGCGUCUUAAUUUUAAGUGAUUUUAAAAAGAUUUUACAUCCCUUACUUGAAUUAUAUAAUCCAAGAGAUGGAACACUUUUAUUUAAAUUUUUGGAACCUUUGGUAAAUUCUCAAAUUGCUUCGAGUGGUAUGGAAUUAUUUAGCGUAGGUGAUGAUACCUAUUCUGCGUACACAAAGCAAUUGCAUAAAGACACGAAUAAUGUAUGA
Molecule: messenger RNA, 1272 nt
Organism: Funneliformis geosporum
Lineage: Eukaryota; Fungi; Glomeromycota; Glomeromycetes; Glomerales; Glomeraceae
Source: the annotation of a GenBank genome assembly